Messenger RNA from Oreochromis aureus, 3807 nucleotides. Its product is annotated as cytosolic sulfotransferase 3-like. The record is from RefSeq and is a predicted model, not a curated record. Bases 69 to 950 code for a protein of 293 amino acids. NCBI's taxonomy places the organism in Eukaryota, Metazoa, Chordata, Actinopteri, Cichliformes, Cichlidae. The transcript has 7 exons. Gene Ontology annotation, biological process: sulfation. Gene Ontology annotation, cellular component: cytoplasm. Gene Ontology annotation, molecular function: sulfotransferase activity.
AUAAAACAGAUGAUAUAUGAAAGAAAACUCAGGAAGCUAUUUAGAAAAAAAGCUAUUUAUUAAAACAGAUGGAGGUGCCACAUCGGCCAGAAAUGUUUGACUUCCACGGAGUCUGCAUGGUCCAUCAGUUUACUGACAACUGGGAUAAUCUACAGAACUUCAAAGCAAGACCAGAUGAUAUUCUUAUUGCUACUUACCCUAAAGCAGGGACCACAUGGGUGUCUUACAUCCUCGAUCUUCUAUAUUUUGGACACAUGGGUCCAGACCGUCAAACAUCCAUCCCUCUUAAUGAUAGAGUACCCUUCCUGGAGAUCUGCAAACCUUGUUUACCCACAGGUACAGAGCAGGCAGAGAAACUUCCCACCACUCCUCGUCUCAUUAAAACACAUCUGCCGGUCCAGUUUGUACCACAGUCGUUCUGGCAGCAGCGCUGCAGGAUAAUCUAUGUGGCCCGUAAUGCAAAGGACAAUGUAGUGUCUUAUUUCCACUUUGCACGCAUGAACAGUGCCCUGCCAGAACCAGGAGACUGGAGCUCCUAUCUGCAGGGAUUCAUGGCGGGGAAGAGGGCUUUUGGGUCAUGGUAUGAUCACGUGAACAACUGGUGGGAGAAAAAGGAGACUUAUUCAAAUCUUUACUACAUGUUCUAUGAAGAUUUGAUUGAGGACUGUGGACGAGAAAUAGACCGACUGUGUUCCUUCCUUGGUUUGUCUCCGUCAGUUGAAGAGAAGGAAAGAGUCAGAGCCAGUGUGACGUUUGACAGCAUGAAACAAAACAAGAUGACCAACAACUCUGCUGUCAAAACUAUGAACCACAAGGUGUCUCCUUUCAUGAGAAAAGGAAAAGUUGGUGACUGGAAAAACCACUUCACUGUGGCCCAAAAUGAAAAGUUUGAUGAAGACUACAAGCAGAAGAUGAAGAAUCCUGAUCUAAAGUUUCGCUUUGAAAUUUAGAGGCCCCACUGGGUGUGACGAAGAUCUGAAGUGAUGAUGUUCAGACUGAAGUACUCAAACACAUGUCCGCAUUCAGUGCCAUAUACUUUCUUUAUUUUGCUGGCCAGCUAUCACGAUUGCUUUCUCAUUCACAAAGACUAAAAGACAUUUUUGUUAUUUCCAAAUAGACACUCUCUGAUCAGGGAUUGAGGAGGUUGAAGUUUUACAACCCCAGGAAUGAGAAAAGACUCUCUCACUAAUAUAUUCAUAUAUAAUGAUGCAAAUAUUUUUUUCUUUUCUCUUCUCUUUUUCUCUUUGUGAACAUUGCAUUCUAAGGGACUGUAAGUUGUUAAGGUUGUAAACAUAUGCACUUAGAGUUAGUUAAGUUUCCUUUGAUGUAUCAGUGUCAAGCUGAUGUCUAAGAGGGUACGUUAGGAAGUGUUAAGUUUAUAUGUGCUCCAGUCCAUCAAUUCUUCAAAGUAUUGGACACCGAUGGUAAACUGCCAUCAGACCCUAAAUAAAUUGUCCUCUGUUGUUAUCAGUAUUGUUUCGAUCAUUCUUUGGUGAGUGGACAUAUUAGUUACAACUAAAAGUACUAGGAAAAACUAGUGCCCAAACAGGGACUGGAGCAUAUCAGUAACCUUAUCCUGAAGCACAUGCACUCUCUGAUCUGAACCCCCAGCGCCAAAGAUCCUCCUCUCCAGGCACAUUCCCUGCUAGCUUCUCACAGUGAAGACAGUAGCCAAUCUGCUGUGUCUCUCAGCCUUGAUUUUGGGGACAGCCCAAUAUCGCCACAAUAUAAAGAGCACAUACAUCCUAGAAUUGUCAAAGAAGCUGUCACGGUCUGUGUGGCAGACCGUGGGGAUGAGGGGAAUGAGGACCCAAGAUGCAGGACUUUGUGAUGAAGGCAGUGCGUUUAUUUACAGUGGUGUAAAUAGUUCACAGAAUCAAUCCCGUGUUCUCCCCUUGACUUCCGUGUCGUGUCUUCACCCACAAGUCCGUGCUCCGUGCUCUUCCGCUCCUGUGUGUCCCCGCACACCGUGCUCGCUGCUCUUGUCUUCCCUGCUCCUUCCUGGAGAAAAAUAACAAAGAAGCAACUUGUCAGGACACUCAACUACCGCAGGCAUGCACUCACUGGACUUGGUACUACUAACACUAACGUGGAGUCUCACGCAACGAUCCCACGCCGAGGAGCGCUCAGCCACCGUCUUAAGAAGCUUCCCAACGACACUUCAUUAGCUGCAGGUGUGUGAGUCAUCAUCUGCUUCAGGUGUGGCCAUCCUCUAGAUAGGACAGGCCCACCAGGCCUACCUGAAACCCAGUACUCAACCACACUCACAGACACUCCACACCAGUUGGUGGCGGUAAUGCACCAUUUUGCUGUUUGCCAACCGCCAAUAAACCCUAUACAGAAGAAGAAGAAGAACCACAUUCACAGACACACCCACUUGCCUAUACAUACCAGGACGGGGAAUCACAAGAACAGCAGCAGUGCAGACAACACACACAUCACAAUAUCACAGCAAUAAUUAUAGCAGUAGUCCACACUGCCCACGGAGCUGGGUCCGUGACAGAAGCAUCAAAACAUGAUCUUGACGUUGGUAGUGUGACAGGGGUCACUCAUUGCAUUGAGUUAGAACCUCAUGUCCCAUUCAAAGAAGCACAAGAUGUGUUUCGCCCGCUGAUUUCAACGACUUGAAAAGACAUCUCCAAGAUCUUUUGGCAGCAGGCAUUAUAGAAGAGUCACAUAGUCCCUAUGCCUCCCCAGUAGUGCUUGUUAGGAAAAAGAAUGGGGAGUUGCGAAUGCUGGUAGAUUAUCGGAGACUAAACAACCUCACCAAAAAGGAUGCUUACCCAUUGCAUCUUACAGAGGAGAUGUUCACUCUGCACUCUGGUUCAACAUAGUUCAGCGUUUUAGAUCUCAAGAGCGGGUACUAUCAGCUUGAAGUCGAGGAAUGGGAUCGAACCAAGACAGCAUUUACAAUGCCGUUUGGAACAUGGCAAUUUCAGAGGAUGCCUCAAGGCUUCACUAACUCCCCUGCCACAUUUCAACAGACCAUGGAGAAAGUGAUGGAGGGAAUUAACCUCCAGGAAGUUGUGGCAGUUUCUGGACAACCUCAUAAUUUUCUCCAACUCACUGGAAGCGCAUGAAGAGCGGGUGAUGAAGGUCCUUAAGCGCAUUGCUGAUUUUGGGCUGAAGUUACCCCCUUCUAAAUGCAAGUUCUUCCAAACCUCAGUGAAAUAUCUGGGGCAUGUAAUAUCUGCCCAGGGAAUCCAGCCUGACCCAGACAAAAUUGCUGUUGUGAAAGAAUGGCCAUGCCCACAAACUGCCAAAGACCUUUGGUCAUUUCUAGGUUUCGUGGGGUAGUACAGGCAGUUUGUGAGGGUUUAUUCUCGCAUUGUUAGGCCUCACUGUCAUGGUCCUGAGUCCUGACUCAGUGAUUUUGUGUUUAGUGUAUUUAUUUAUGUUAUUAUUAUUAUUUGUGGGCUGGUUUGGGAUGGUUUGUGUUUUGGAUACUGAGUUUCUGGGUUGGUGCUCCCUCUGUUGGUCCCUGGUGUUAGUGUUCCCCUGUCUCGUCAGGCUAAUCAGGUCCAGCUGUGUCUCCCACUUGUGUGUGAUUUCCCAGUCUCCCUCUGUGUAUUUAUAAUGUGUGUCUGUCUGUGUUCCUUGUCGUGUCAUCUGUGUUCAUCCUCUGUGUCACCCUGCGUACUCUGCAUUUCUCCAUGAAUCCCCUGCGUGCUCUCCCUGCUGUCCUCCCUUCAUGUUCAGGUUUGCUACUCUUUGGUUUACUUUCUCCCAGUUUAGUUCAUCCUUAGUUCUGUUUUGCCAUUCCCACUUUAUGUUUGGUAUUCUUAAUAAAUCACCCUCACAUCUUAA